Molecule: messenger RNA, 603 nt
Organism: Vittaforma corneae ATCC 50505
Lineage: Eukaryota; Fungi; Microsporidia; Nosematidae
Exons: 1
Coding region: 1-603 (200 amino acids)
Cellular component (GO): nucleolus
Molecular function (GO): RNA binding
Source: RefSeq, a predicted model, not a curated record
AUGGAAAGCAAAGAGCAAGAAGCCCACUACAGAUCAAUUCCAGUUCCAGAGAGCCGAGUUAGAGUGUUGAAGCAAGAAUGGAUGAAGAUAUACACACCAAUAGUACAACUGGGCAAGCUACAGAUCAGAUUUAACCCCAAGACCAAGCACGUUGAGAUUAGAACGUGCCCUUCGACCGCCGAUCUCUGCUAUUUGGAACGGAGCAUGACGUAUAUCCAGGCUGUUUUGGACGGCUUCAAGCCCGAAGAUGCAGUUGCAAUUAUGAAAUUUAAGGACGUGUUCACUGAAUCGUUCCAUAUUCAGGAUAUCCGCAAGCUCAAGAGCUCUCACUUAUCACGUGCAAUUGGGCGCAUUAUAGGACGAGACGGGAGGAUUAAAGAGAGCAUUGAGAACUUCUCUAGAUGUAAGUUCAUACUAAGGGAUGAACGGGUAUCGCUGCUGGGUUGUGAGGAAAAUAUAAAAAUAGCAAAGGAUGCUAUUGGAAGACUGGUGCAAGGCUCAGAGCCCGCGUCAAUAUUUAACAGAUUGAGGAUCAUAUCGGCGAAGCUUAAAGACAAGUACGGAAGCAUACAAACAAUCUACGAUGAUCUCAGGCCGCAAUAA